This is a messenger RNA of Microcebus murinus (gray mouse lemur), 704 nucleotides long. The record is from RefSeq and is a predicted model, not a curated record. NCBI's taxonomy places the organism in Eukaryota, Metazoa, Chordata, Mammalia, Primates, Cheirogaleidae.
AUGGGGCCCCGCGUGUGCGCGUGCGCGCUGGCGCUGCUGGGCGCCGGCCUGGCGUGCGCGCUGGGCCCGACGCGCCCCCCCGCUGCGCGGGAAGACGUGCGGCCACCCCACUUCGUUCGCGCGCUCCCCCAGUGCGCCCUGUGCGGCGCCCCGCGCUGGUCCCCUGAGCCGGGAGGCCCCGGUGGCCGGCGCGACCUGCUGCAGUGGCUGGAGAGGCGGCAUCUGCUCCUGGGGCUGGUGGCCCACAGCGACCCUGCGCUGGCACCCGGCCUGCCACCGCGGCCCCAGGCCUCCCCGCGGCACCGCCGCCACCGCGCGGCCAGCGCCAACCCGGCUCGUCGCUGCUGCCUCAGUGGCUGCAGCCCGCAGGACCUGCUGACCCUCUGCCCCCACUGACCCCGCUUGAGGCAGCCUGGGGGGGCCCAGAGGGGUCUGGUCGGGUCUCCUGAGCUCCCCAGGCCACACAGCGCCAGGAAGUCCCACCUCUGCGGGGGACGUUGUUAAUUACCCCCUGGGGCGGGGUGCUCACCACCUACCCCAGGCCAGCGCCCCGCCAGCCCUCUGUGGCGCCAACUGGGGAAUGAAACGAGCCCCGACCGCAGCCCGGAGGCUUCCGGCUCCCGCCCAGCUGCCCUGCGCAGAGGAAACGCUCCAGACUCCCCCCCACCCCGCAUGUCACCCUCCUCCUCGCUCCCUGCCCCCCA